Molecule: messenger RNA, 987 nt
Organism: Salvia splendens (bonfire salvia)
Lineage: Eukaryota; Viridiplantae; Streptophyta; Magnoliopsida; Lamiales; Lamiaceae
Product: vesicle-associated protein 1-1
Exons: 7
Coding region: 193-840 (215 amino acids)
Biological process (GO): endoplasmic reticulum membrane organization
Cellular component (GO): endoplasmic reticulum membrane; plasma membrane
Source: RefSeq, a predicted model, not a curated record
UCAACCCAAAGAAAGAGAUCAAAGAGAAAGUAAGAAAAGAUCACUCUUUUUCCCUCGUCAAUUGUCGUGUUUGCUUACGAGAAAUGUUCGGAUCACCCCACAUUUUCCUUUACCCAAUUGAUCAUACAAAGGAAAAAACCGAAAUCAAAAAAGAAAUUUCCACAUCAAUUUGAACUAACAUUUUGGAAAAAAAUGAGUUCUGGGGAGCUUCUCAGCGUCGUACCACUGGAAUUGAAAUUCCCAUUUCAAGUAAAUAGGCAGAUCUGUUGCUUCAUUCAAGCUUCGAAUCAAACUGAUAAUCAUGUGGCUUUCAAGGUUAAGACGACAAAUCCCAAGAAAUAUUGCGUCAGACCAAACACAGGAAUUAUAUUGCCCCGUUCAUCAUGCGAAAUCAAUGUCACAAUGCAAGCACAAAGGGAGGCUCCCAUUGAUAUGCAAUGCAAGGAUAAGUUUUUGCUUCAGAGUAUUGUGACGAGCCCCGACACAAAUCCUAAAGAUAUCACUCCAGAAAUGUUUACCAAGGAGCAAGGUCAUGUUGAAGAAUGUAAGUUGAAAGUGGUUUACAUUGCACCACCUCAAUCAUCCUCUGAUGCAGAUGGAUCAGAAGAGGGUUCACAAAAGUACAGAAUGGUGGAUAAUUCGACUGAGGCACAAUCUCUUAUUUCCAAACUUACGGAGGAGAAAGCUAGUGCAAUCCAAAGGAGUAACAAACUCCAGCAAGAAUUGGAACUCUUGAAGCGAGAAAGCAAAAAGGGUGGCAUAUCUCUCGUAAUCGCAAUCCUUAUCGGCUUGCUGGGUAUAGUUCUCGGAUACUUCAUCAAAACGACAAAUGCUACGUAGGAAAGAAGCAUCUGUCGAUUACAUUCAUUUGAACAUUUUUCUCUGGCAAGUACAUUCGUUUCAAUAUUUAUCUUAGUAAGAUACUUUUUGUAGAUCAUUAUUUGGCGGUUAACAUUCAUUGUUAUUUAUUGAAGCUUAAUUAUAGCA